AGCAUAUCACAGAAGUGGAGUAACUAAAUCUGCAUAAGAGUUUGAGACUUUAGGUUAUAUAGGUUGAGAGAAGCAUGUAUCAGUAUAGUUCCCAACUAUACGGAACUGAAUGGGAGUCCUACAUGGGGAUUAGCAACCUAGACAAGGUUGUUGGAUCAGAACAACUGAGUUUUGAGCCCACAAAAUCACCCUUCAACAUUGUGACAACUCCUCUUCAAAUUACUCCACCAGGUUUUUGUGCAAGUGCAAUCAAAAGCCUUGUGAGUUUUCAAGCUCAGCAACAACAACAACAUGCUCAUCACCAGCAUCAGAUUGAAGUUCCAGCUGCUUGGUGCUUUGAGUUUCCAAAGACGACAACAACAACAGAUACGCACAUGGUGAUGAACAAUAUUUGCCAAGCCUCUGGAGAUAACUUCACCACAAAACAAGAUCGACCAUCGUCUCAAUUCACAAGCUCCUUCUUGUCUAGCAGUGGUGCAGAUUGCCGUUCUUCUUCUGAAAAAUAUUGUAAAAUUGCUUCUUAUUCCGAAGAAAAACAUAGUAGCAUUCAGCCUGAUAGUAUUCAAUAUUACGACCUCUAUUCACAAGAAGAUGAUAAAUUACUGAGGGAUGAUGCUGCCACGGAUGAAGGGCCCCUUGAAAUUUCCUUUCAGAGAAAUCAGUUGGACUCGUGUACAAAGCGAGAAAAGCAAGCUCCUCAUCGAACUUGUGGUGUUGCCUGUGUAGCUUCUAGGAGAGGCAAAAGAAGAAUAAAAUGGACCAAAGAUCUGCAUGAGCCAUUUAUGAUGAUUGUCAAUAGCCUUGGUGGUCCCGAAAAGGCAAAGCCUAAAGCUAUACUAGAUAUGAUGAAAUCAGAUUUGCUGUCCAUUUCUCACGUUAAAAGCCAUUUGCAGAAAUGUAGGUCUACUAUACACAUGCACAAAGCUUUGCAGGAAAGAUCUGAGAAAGGACAGAGAACUAAUGGGGUGUCUGAGCUUCAAGUCAAAAUCCAUAUGCAAAUUGAGGAAUCACGGCAACUACAACUAGAGAUCCGGAGAAAUAUAUGCCAACAACUAAAGAUGCAACGAAAUUUGCACACUCUAAUUCAAGAGCAGAGUCAGCAGCUCAAAGUAAUGUUAGAUUACCAAAAGGAAAGAACCAAACUGGAGAAGACCCCUUACACAGAACUGGAAGCUACUGUCCCCAAAUGAUGGGUCAAUUGUUUUGAUAAAGUUACUCUAUUUUCCUAGCUCUGUCAUGUGGCAUGGCUAUGACUUAUGCAAACACCAUGUUGCUGCCUUUGUUUUGCAAUAGGCAAAUCAAGCAUGUAAGUGUAAGAAACCAUUUUUUGGGCAGUUACUUCAAAAUGUAAGCAUGUCUUGUAUGCUCUUAUUGAGCACUCCCACACAAAUUUCACACAGCAUUCACACACAAGGAGAGUUGUCACAAAAUUAAGAGAAAAAAUGAAAACACUAUUCACUGU
Molecule: messenger RNA, 1462 nt
Organism: Glycine soja
Lineage: Eukaryota; Viridiplantae; Streptophyta; Magnoliopsida; Fabales; Fabaceae
Product: protein PHOSPHATE STARVATION RESPONSE 3-like
Exons: 7
Coding region: 75-1190 (371 amino acids)
Molecular function (GO): DNA-binding transcription factor activity; DNA binding
Source: RefSeq, a predicted model, not a curated record